AUGGCCUCUCGAGGGUACUCCCGGAUCAGGAAGGUGGGCGAAGGGUCCUUUGGGAAGGCAUGGUUGGUUCGAGGAAGAGAUGGACGGGAAUACAUCAUGAAGACGAUCGAUGUGAAAAGGAUGGAUAAGAAACAGAGAAAUGAAGCUAGGAAUGAGGUCAAGGUGUUGUCGUCAUUGAAGCAUCCGUAUGUGGUGUGCUAUAGGGACUCCUUUUUCGAGGAGGCCAGUGGGCUGUGCAUCAUUAUGGACUACGCUGAGGGGGGGGACCUCGCUGAUAGAAUUCGCAAGGCGCGCGAUGCUGGUGUUGGAUUCCCAGAGGCACAGAUCGUCAGAUGGCUGAGUCAAGCUGCACUUGCUCUGAAGUACUUGCAUGAGAAGCAUGUACUGCAUAGAGACUUAAAGGCCCAGAACCUCUUCUUGACCAGGACCAACAGGCUCCGACUGGGCGACUUCGGAAUUUCUAAGGUACUUGACUCCACCUUGGCCUUCGCAGAGACUACUAUCGGGACGCCCUAUUACCUCAGCCCUGAGAUCUGUGAGGAAAGGCCGUAUAACUGGGCCUCGGACAUUUGGGCGUUGGGGUGCAUUCUGUAUGAGAUGUGUUGUCUUAAAGUGCCCUUUGAUGCUUCUAAUAUAAAGUCGUUGGUGGACAAGAUUACCAAAGGGCCGACGCCGGAGUUGCCGCCGCAUUUUUCACCAGAGUUGAGGGCCUUGCUGAGGGACUGUUUGACGAGGGAGUGGACUAAGAGGCCGACUGCGGCUGAGAUAGUCGGCCGGGGCAUAGUCCAGGCUGAGAUAAGGCAGAUGUUGGAGGAAGAGGGAGACCCUAUGGUGAGUGGGUGCCCAAGCGGAACCUGUCUCCUUCUGUUGGUCAUCAUCCGCGACGCUACAGUCCAGCGUGUCACCACAGGGGAGUGCAUGUGUCACCAGUGCCGAGGGGCCCAUCGGGAAGGGAGGGACCUCAAAGGAGAGACCACCAACCGCGAUCGCCAGUCGUGGCCCAACGUGGUCCAGAUGAUUCCCCGAGAGGUCACCCGGGACCAAGACCUCAUCAAAGAGGCGUAG
Perkinsus marinus ATCC 50983 is the source of this 1065-nucleotide messenger RNA. Its product is annotated as serine/threonine protein kinase 2, putative. Gene Ontology annotation, molecular function: protein kinase activity; ATP binding. The transcript has 7 exons. Bases 1 to 1065 code for a protein of 354 amino acids. Gene Ontology annotation, biological process: protein phosphorylation. NCBI's taxonomy places the organism in Eukaryota, Perkinsozoa, Perkinsida, Perkinsidae. The record is from RefSeq and is a predicted model, not a curated record.